Molecule: messenger RNA, 1164 nt
Organism: Papilio machaon (common yellow swallowtail)
Lineage: Eukaryota; Metazoa; Arthropoda; Insecta; Lepidoptera; Papilionidae
Product: aminoacylase-1-like
Exons: 8
Coding region: 1-1164 (387 amino acids)
Molecular function (GO): aminoacylase activity
Source: RefSeq, a predicted model, not a curated record
AUGAAAUGUGAGCAGUACGCUUGUAGGCCAGAAGUGCGCUUGCUUCAAGAUUACGUUGGCAUUAACACCUCGCCGGGGAGAAAUUUAAGGUCGGCCGUCGAUUUAUUAAGAAGGUUAGGAGAUACACAGAACAUUAAAGUGACCGUUUACGAGGCCAAGCCGAACUACCCUGUGGUCAUAUUCAAGUGGCCGGGACUGGAUCCUAAGCUACGCAGCAUUCUUCUUCUUUCUCAUAUGGACGUCGUUCCCGCGUGUUACGAGGAUGGUUGGACUUACCCUCCGUUCUCCGGUGAAAUCAAUGACCAAUGUGAAAUUGUAGGGCGCGGCACUCAAGAUAUGAAAUCUAUUACAAUCCAAUACUUUCAAGCUCUCAAAAAUCUUAAAGAAAAUAACGUUACAUUGCUUCGAAAUGUCUAUAUGGUUGUCACGCCAGACGGAGCAGUUGGAUCAAUGAACGGCAUAGUGCCUUUUAUAAAAUCUAAUACAUACAAAAAACUGAAUGUGGGAUUUGUCUUAGACAGAAGUAUCCCUAAUCCAAAUAAUGAAAUAUUUAUAUUUAAUAGCGAUAAAACAACACGCGUAUUCCGUAUUGACUGCUACAAUCCAUCAACUUCUAGUUCAUUCUUGCCAAGUAUUGACACAACCUCAUAUGGAAAGUGCUCAAAAUUCUACAGUUAUUUCGAACAAUACAGAGAGGAGCAGUAUAAUAUAUUAUUAAAAACAACAAAUCCUGGUGAUUUUACUGCAGUUAAUUUUGUCGGCGAGCGGAUACGUGGUUGGGCUUCUGGGGCGGGAAAAAAUAUCACGAUUAGUGUUGUUUAUACGAGAAAAAGAACGUAUAUUACGAAAGUGAAUCGUAAAAAUCCUUAUUGGGUGGCAAUUAAUGAAGCUUUUAACGAUCUAAAUAUUCCCAUAAAUCAGACUUCAGGUUACACCACAGCUGACAUAUCCUUCGUUGUAGGAACUGGUGUACCAGGAUUUGCUAUAACCCCUCAAAGGAAUACACCAAUUUUAGUGAACGGAAUUAACGAAAGGUUAUCGUUACCAGUCUUUUUCGAGGGAAUCAAGAUUUACGAAAGAAUUUUAAGACGUAUUGCGAAUUUAUGUGAUGAUCAGGUCAAUGAUGAUCCUACAGUUUAUUUGAUAAAACCACGUGUUUUAUAA